AUGGACUGCUAUACAGAAGAUUGCUUGCCAGGAUAUUACACAGAUACAUGUAGUCAAUAUAAUGAUGCAUACUGUAACGAACAUGGCUCUCUUGAAUACGGCAGAGAAUCAGAUGGCCUCGGAUGCACUUGUAAUAGUUUCUCUGAUAAUAUCUUCUGUGAAGAUACAUCCCAAUAUGUAUUUCCAGAAGGAAAGAGAGGUGUUGUUUAUACAUCUUAUUAUAAUGAUUCGACAACAGAUUCUUAUCAAGUUUAUGAAGAUUUCUCGAUGAAAGAAUUCUCAGAAUCCUAUUCAACAAUAGAACUAAAUUCAAUUCUCUAUGUUCCUCAAAAUACAGAUCUACAAUUCCAGCUCAAAUCUAUUCCAAAAGCAGAACUAUAUAUCGAUGGUAAUCUUGUUGUUGGAUCACUUGAUGACAGAUUUGAUUGCGAAGAAAAAGGUGAAUCAGUUGUGACAACACCUAGGCAGUAUUUCACAAGAGGAAAUCACUAUAUUAAAAUUAAAUUACUUCCUGGAUGCGCUAUGUAUAAUCAAUGUAUUAGCUUGAAAUGGAAAUUCUAUAGAUGGUAUAGAAAUAAUCCUUCAGAUUUUGAAGAUAUACCGGCUAGAUAUCUAGGAUUUAACUAA
Molecule: messenger RNA, 627 nt
Organism: Trichomonas vaginalis G3
Lineage: Eukaryota; Parabasalia; Trichomonadida; Trichomonadidae
Exons: 1
Coding region: 1-627 (208 amino acids)
Source: RefSeq, a predicted model, not a curated record